ACAAAAUUUGUCAAUGUUAAAUAAAAGCCUGUGCAUGAUAUUAUAAUUUUUCUUCACACUUGUCGUUUGUCAAAUAUUUGUAGAUUUAUUUGGUCACGUUUAGUUAUGCUUAGUCGUUAGUCUAAAUUAAAAAACAGGUAGUGCGGUGAGCAAUCAUUCUUAUUGUCAAAAAUCUUCAAUCUAACUUUUGUUUUUUAUUAAUUAGAAGAAAAAAAGAAGAAUGUCCAAUGAAUAAUGAUAUUAAAUUUAUGUAAUAUAUAAAGAAAGUAUAUAUUCGUAUAUAGUUAGUUUCGAUUCAUCGAUUAUUAUAAUUGGUUAACCCAAGUUCAUUCAUCUAUUCGAUUACGAUCUUAACAAUUCCUUCCUUAUUUUUUUGAUUGAGUCAUACAUGACGUGUUAAGUUUUACAAACAUACAUACAUCAUUGUACAAUUUAUUAAAAAAAUUAUAACAUGAAUGUAAACGAUAAUGAAUCAAUAGAACAAUAUGAACCUUCCAUUAAAAAUAUCAUAGAACAACGAUCAUUACGAUGGAUUUUCGUCGGUGGUAAAGGCGGAGUUGGAAAAACAACAUGCAGCUGUUCUUUGGCUAUACAACUGUCAAAAGUAAGAGAAAAUGUUCUUAUUAUCUCUACGGAUCCUGCCCAUAACAUCUCAGAUGCCUUUGAUCAAAAGUUUAGUAAAAUACCCACCAAAGUUAAGGGUUUUAAUAACUUAUUUGCAAUGGAGAUUGAUCCAAAUGUAGGUAUUACCGAGUUACCAGAAGAAUAUUUUGAAGGUGAAGCAGGUGGAGAAGCAAUGAGAUUAAGUAGAAAUGUUAUGCAAGAAAUAGUUGGUGCAUUUCCUGGUAUUGAUGAAGCAAUGAGUUAUGCUGAAGUUAUGAAAUUGGUUAAAGGAAUGAACUUCUCCGUUGUAGUAUUUGAUACUGCACCUACUGGUCAUACUUUAAGGCUAUUGUCAUUUCCACAAGUGGUUGAAAAGGGAUUAGGAAAACUGUUACGUUUAAAAAUGAAAAUUGGACCUUUCAUUAAACAGAUUAGUUCUUUAUUGGGAAUCACUGAUUUCAACGUGGACACUUUUUCAAAUAAAAUGGAAGAAAUGUUAGCAGUUAUUCGUCAAGUCAACGAACAAUUUAGAAAUCCAGAUCAAACUACCUUUGUUUGUGUGUGCAUAGCUGAAUUUUUAUCACUUUAUGAAACAGAAAGACUUGUACAAGAAUUAACGAAAUGUGGUAUUGAUACACACAAUAUUAUAGUAAAUCAACUACUUUUCCUGAAGGAAGGUGAUGUUCCAUGUAGACUUUGUCUUGCCCGGCACAGAAUUCAAGAUAAAUAUUUGGAACAGAUUAUGGAUCUUUAUGAAGAUUUUCAUGUUACACGUCUGCCUUUAUUAGAAAGAGAAGUUCGUGGUGUACAGCAAGUUAAGGAAUUCUCUGAAAAUCUUAUCAAACCGUAUAAACCUUAACAUAAAUGUAAUUAAUGGGAUUAUAAUAUAUUACAUAUAAUCAGA
Messenger RNA from Polistes dominula (European paper wasp), 1507 nucleotides. RefSeq names its product ATPase ASNA1 homolog. Lineage: Eukaryota; Metazoa; Arthropoda; Insecta; Hymenoptera; Vespidae. Gene Ontology annotation, biological process: tail-anchored membrane protein insertion into ER membrane. The record is from RefSeq and is a predicted model, not a curated record. Gene Ontology annotation, molecular function: ATP hydrolysis activity; ATP binding. Gene Ontology annotation, cellular component: GET complex.